This is a messenger RNA of Sclerotinia sclerotiorum 1980 UF-70, 1893 nucleotides long. RefSeq lists its product with no specific name. The transcript has 8 exons. Bases 1 to 1893 code for a protein of 630 amino acids. The record is from RefSeq and is a predicted model, not a curated record. NCBI's taxonomy places the organism in Eukaryota, Fungi, Ascomycota, Leotiomycetes, Helotiales, Sclerotiniaceae.
AUGGCUGCUGAAGCAUCAAUAUACACGUACCUCGCAGAAUCGCACACACAUCCCACAGGCACAGAACACAAACCCCUAAAACGACUUCCCGGGCUACUAAAAAGUGGUAUUACACCCAUUACACCACCACCAUAUGAUAACUACUACAAACAUAAAGCCCACCAGGAUUUAAAAUGGUAUCAGGCGGACAGAUUCGGGGGUUUUACUACGCAAGAAAUCCAUCUUCAUGAUGCGUUUGCUCCGUAUUCUAAAGCUAAGGCUGCGGGAAAAUUAACUUGUCCUAUUCAUCCCAUCAUACAAAGGACGAAAUGGAGACGAAAAUUACCCGCGCAAUUGGCUAGAUAUCCGCUUGGGAAUGGACGGGAGGGUUAUUGGGAUGCUGUAAGAAGGAGUCCUGAGGGGAUUGCGGGAUAUAUGUUCGAUGCAUUAUUCCUCGGAGAAAUGGAAGAAAUAGACGGAAUCGAUUUACCUGCAGAACUACAGGGGAAAAAAGGAUAUCGAAAAUUCAAACUUAGACCCCCCCACAUAUCUGCGCAGGAAUCCGAGCGCAGACGUGUUCAAGGGAUGCUUGAAAGAUUUAGGGAUGAUGUGACGUUGGAUUUGAGUAGUGGACAUACGGAUACUAAAUCGGGAUUACCUGAUGAGUUUGAAUUUGCGAAUACAAGUGGAUCGCUGGAUCAUGCUUUUUGGGAAUGUCUACGGAAAUGGGGUGUUCGAGUUGACGGUGCGGAUGUGGUUGGGUUGAAGUUAGAACCCUGGUUUGAGCAUGAAAGAACUUCUGAACUGAAACCACGAGACUAUUUGGUUUCACAUGUAUGGCCAAUAACUUUAAGUUAUUUUAUAGAUAUCCAAAACCAAACAUGGUGGAGUACAUACAAAAUGGUAUUCGGAGCUAGAAGCACACAAAUUCCAAAAAUAUUCGGAAAAAGAACCAUCAAUAGACUAGAUGGUCAACCUCCUGCACCUCCCUCUGUUGGAUUCGAGAAUAUAGAUGGAGAUUUCAUGGGAGUAGGACCUAUGAAUCAAAUGCAAAAUAUUGCACAAUGGUUACGCAACUCGUAUAAGCAACGCGCAUAUCAAAUCAGAGAUGCAUUGAUUGCUCAUGGGAAUUUAGAAAGUAGUUUUCCAGUCGCAGGCUGGCCACUAUCACCGCCACCUGAUGACAAUGAGGAUGACGAUUACGAAGACGAGGACGAGGAGGACGAAGAUGAGGAAGACGAAGACAAUGAAGAAGUACCUUUUUGCUCACGCUAUGAUGAGAUCAAAAGCUAUUUAAUCAAUCAAAAGAGGGAAUUGGCUAUUGAUACGAUGAAAUUCAGAAUGCCAGAACAUACCCUCCAUCAAUAUAUACGUAGAAACGGCGGAAUAGAUUUAAGCGCUGAUGAAUGGAGAGAAUUUCUCUUAAACUGUACCGAGCGCAAGGAACUAUUUCAAAUUCGUCAGAAGAAUGGAAAAUUGCCUACUCCAUAUCAUGCGAUUCUCCGAAUGCUUAGUACCGGAUGGUCCACGAAUUUAGCAGCUCCAGAUACUCCGGUGCAGGUGAAUAUAUCAAGAGCACAAGCAGAAUGUUUCUUCAAUGCUAGUGUGAUUUAUUUAACCGAUAGAAAAGAACCUUGGUACAGAUUGGAUUUUUGGGAUGCCGAUGUGGAGAUUUUUCGAACUUUGUGUAACAAUUGGUUGGUGGCUAACAAUCGAGGUGAUCCCCUCCCGAAGGAUAUCUUUGAAGCAUGUAUACAUGCUAGAGUGCAGCCUCGAUUUGUCCUUGGUCCUAAAGGUAUUGUCCGGAAAUUGCCUGGACCACCUCCAAAAGCGACGGCAUCCAGGAAAAGGCAAGCGAAAGGCCUUCAACCCGGUCCUCCAUCGAAGCAUCGGAGUCAAAAUCGUCUUACGUAA